AUGUUGAGCAAGUCGGCACAGCUGGCACUGGGUGCCCACACAGCUGGGAUCUACGCUGAUAUGUCGAUCGACGGCCCUGAAAUCGGCACCCUAGUCGCGAUUAUUGAUCGUGCGAAGAAUUUACCCAAUCGGAAAACUAUGGGCAAACAGAAUCCCUAUUGUGCCUGUCGAUUGGCAAAGGAGGCCAAAAAAACAGACACGGACAAGAGAGGCGGUCAAACGCCGAAAUGGGAUCAGGAACUCCGGUUCACCGUACAUCAGUCCCCGGAUUACUACCAGUUAAAGGUUUCCGUGUUCAAUGACGAUAAGAAAACGGAUCUCAUUGGAGAGACGUGGAUUGAUCUCCGGACUGUCAUCAUUGCGGGAGGUGGCCAAAGUGACUCAUGGCACAAUCUCAACUGCAAAGGGAAAUACGCCGGCGAAAUCAGAAUUGAAUUGACAUACUAUGACACCAGACCCAAGGAUGAUGCUGUGGUCGAGCGCCGAAAGGAGGGCCAGAAGUCGAUUGAGACGAAGAGCCAACCGACCUCCUCCGUAUCUGGCCCCCGACAGUCCAGGCCACCGAAACGGAGACCGUUACCGGCGAAUCCUACUGGUGUGGCUCCAGCUAAAACAGCCCCCACGGAUCCAGCGACUGUACCAAGAAAGGAGCCAUCAGCUUCCAAUCUUGCUCGCGUUCCCGCUCCGGAGCAAUCGCAACUAUCACCAACAAAAACACAGCGUGUGUAUGAAACGCCAGACGAUCUAGGCCAACAAUGGGCAUCCGACCCACGUCCGCCUCACAGCUCUAGCCCCACACGGCAGGCCGCAUAUGCUAACUCUGAUCCUUCAUUUGCUUCCAACGGCCCUGGACGUCAGGUCUACCAAGCCAUUCCAGAUACAUCGUACUCUCCUGUCCAGGAUAAUUCUCCCACUCGUCAGCAGUACUAUCAUGAAUCCCGCCCAUUGCAUCACACGCCUGGCGUAAACCACUCAUACCAGUCUCCACAAAUAUCAACUCCCCCCAGGCAACCCCAAGAACAUUUCAUCGACCCCCGGAACGGAAACACAGCCGAUGUAUUUAAUCAAUACAAUACCUCUACCUCAAGUAUACCCGCGGAAGAUCCCUAUUCAUCAACCUCCCGUCGGUCUGAACGCCAGUCGCCACAUCCUGAUGCCGAAUUGUAUCGGGAGCCCCCAAGCCAUGCUUACGAAUCGCCGUCGCGCCAAAUGAUUCGACACACGCCCACCCCCGAACAGGGUCAAAAUCAGUACUCCCAUAUUUCCAGAAAAUCGCCUAACCCAAUACCCGAGCCCCAUUUCCAUAAUAAUCCGGAGUCCACCCAACAUCUAGCCUUAGAGAAUCGUAAUCAUAACCCAAAAUACAGCACCCCAACGAAAAGCGAUGUCUACAGAGACAGUCCCCUCCGCCAGUCAGUCAGUCAAGCCGAUUACUAUCAACACCGGCAGUAUAUCCAACCUCAUGUCCAAGAUGAGGACGACAAUGGUCCGCCGCCCCCGCCACCUGCGCACCGUGAUGGUUUGACACAUUCUCAUGGCCACGAGCAAUAUAGAAGUGACCAACAGCCGGUUAUCAUGCCUGAGCCUCUAAGUAUCACCCCUAGGACAUCUCCUAGACCCAUAGAAAGAGACACGGAGUAUAUUGCUUAUUCUCCGAACUACCGCAAUGCUGGUCACUCAACCGAGGUGGAACAAGCAUAUUCAGUGUCGCCAUGUCCCUCUUAUCACUCUGUUUCUCAGGAACGGAGUUACUUGCAGGACAGACCCACUACUUCGAACAGUGAAUCUGUUCCUCCUUCACUCAUUGCAGGCUUUGAUUCUACUCUUGCCAAUGAACCCGAUCGAAUGAUGCCAGACCAUCGGCAGAUGCGCCAUCAAAGCACUACCCCUUCAUCGACUUCAACGCAGGUAGUGAGGUCCUCCCCAGUUGAUUUUCCAGGAAGAAGGUCUCCAAGGGCGGCUGUCAAAGACUCUCAUCAGAUUCCACUGCGCAAAUCAGUAAGCCCGCAGCCACGCCCCCCAGUUGACCCGGACUCCCUUCAGGGGGUACCAUUCUCCCCUGACUGCUACGAUGCCCUCAACCCGAACGCAUCCCUGGCAACUGGGUUGGAACAACCUGCACCGCCGUAUGAAACCGUAGAACGCUCCAUGGAAGCGGCUCGUCAACAUGAGGUUGAUAAGCUUCGAUCACUUGGUCCCAUAAUCGGGAAUGAUGGUCGUACGAUAGACCCCUCCGAUCACCUUCCUGCUGAUACCUGGGCCCCUGAACCUGUGCGGAAACCGAAGAAACCGGAAGUUGUUGUACGAUUCAAACAUGCAUAUACAUCCAACGCUGUUGUUCCGCGGCCGUCCACCGCCGACAGAGAGCAACAAGGUCGUCCUCGAUCUUUCAUCGCUUCCAAUCGUUCAACCCCCCCACAAAGCGCAGAACCCUACGCCGCUGGUCGACCUCGCAUUCACAAAAUUGGUCCAGGUCGGCCGCAGUCUUACGUUCAACCGAGUCCGAAUAUGCCAAGGGACCCAUCGCCGAGGGCUGGUGAGCGCGGCGCCUACGGACAAUAUUCAACCAGCCCAAACAAUGGUUCCGUGAUAUCCCAGUAUAGCGCUUCAUCUCAGGUAUCAAGGUAUUCUCCGGGAAUUUCGCAACAUUACCACUCUCGUCCGCCGAUUCCUGCAAAGGUUCCAAUUCAGCCUGGCUCCCAAACAUAUGCUGGCAUGCCUCCCGGAGCUUCUGGAGAGCUUGAUGCAUUAAGCGAAGAAAUGAAACGUAUUGAUAUUGGUACUGGGCAUGGUGGCCGUAGGGGCCGCCCAUCCUUCAUCGGCGGGUAUGGACAAUGA
Messenger RNA from Ophidiomyces ophidiicola, 2838 nucleotides. RefSeq lists its product as uncharacterized. NCBI's taxonomy places the organism in Eukaryota, Fungi, Ascomycota, Eurotiomycetes, Onygenales, Onygenaceae. The record is from RefSeq and is a predicted model, not a curated record. The transcript is spliced from 2 exons. The coding region runs from base 1 to 2838 and encodes 945 amino acids.